Molecule: messenger RNA, 1138 nt
Organism: Chaetura pelagica (chimney swift)
Lineage: Eukaryota; Metazoa; Chordata; Aves; Apodiformes; Apodidae
Gene: SRM
Product: spermidine synthase
Exons: 6
Biological process (GO): spermidine biosynthetic process
Cellular component (GO): cytosol
Molecular function (GO): spermidine synthase activity
Source: RefSeq, a predicted model, not a curated record
CUCCCCUGCCAGGUGCUGAUCAUCGGCGGCGGGGACGGAGGAGUCCUGCGGGAGGUGGUGAAACACCCCACCGUGGAGUCGGUGGUGCAGUGCGAAAUCGAUGAGGAUGUGAUCCAGGUAUCCAAGAAAUACCUCCCAGGGAUGGCAGUGGGGUAUUCCAGUGCUAAGCUGACCUUGCAUGUAGGAGAUGGUUUUGAGUUCAUGAAGCAAAAUCAAGAAGCUUUUGAUGUGAUUAUCACGGACUCAUCUGACCCCAUGGGUCCUGCAGAAAGUUUAUUCAAAGAAUCCUACUACCAGCUGAUGAAGACAGCCCUGCGAGAAGAUGGGAUUCUUUGCUGCCAAGGUGAGUGCCAGUGGCUGCACCUGGAUCUCAUUAAGGAGAUGCGUCAGUUCUGCAAGUCUCUGUUCCCUGUUGUGGAAUAUGCCUAUUGCACCAUCCCCACCUAUCCCAGCGGGCAGAUUGGCUUCAUGCUCUGCAGCAAGAACCCGAACACAAAUUUCCGGGAGCCUGUGCAGCAGCUCUCACAGCAACAAGUGGAGGAGAGGAGUCUGAAAUACUACAACUCUGACAUUCAUCGGGCAGCUUUCAUUCUGCCAGAGUUUGCACGGAAGGCCCUGAGUGAUGUGUGAGACAGAAGCUGCUUCCUUCCUUCAAGUUGGACCCUGAGAUCAUCAGUGAUGUGGUGGGGACCUUCCCAGCAGACUGCAGAUUUGCUCUCCACUGUGUGGGAUUGUUUAACCCUUUGCCAACCAACAUUCCCUUUGAUGAUGUGUUAAAGAUGAUGGGGCAUAAGCCAGAUAAGACUAUUGAAAAGGCCCAGUGACUUAUUGCGUGAGGUCAAAACUGUUCUUUCCAGUGCUGGAAAUGUAAGAUGUCUUUUUCCUUUCUCUCCUCCCUGCACCCAUUCUAAAUCCUCCCCUCCCUGCAACUGACAUGAUAUAUUUAUAACUGAUUCGUAUUUCUGUCUGCUGAUCUUCUGAAACCUGGGAAGAGUCCAAAAGGGUCACUGACUCAGCCUUAACCACACAGAGUGAGAGCUUUGUGCCCAAAGUUAGCUUGCUCUCUCCUGAUAGGAGCUCCCUGCUGCUGAGACGUUUUGACUGGGAUCGGGUCUGAGCCUUCAUGUCCCACUGCCCU